AUGAGGGAGAUCGUCCACAUCCAGGCCGGCCAGUGCGGCAACCAGAUCGGGGCCAAGUUCUGGGAAGUGAUCAGCGAUGAACUGGAAUUGAUCCCACUGGGAACUACGUCGGGGACUCGGACCUCCAGCUGGAGAGGAUCAGCGUCUACUACAACGAGGCCUCCUCACACAAGUAUGUACCGCGAGCCAUCCUAGUAGACCUGGAACCCGGGACGAUGGACAGCGUCCGCUCUGGAGCCUUUGGACAUCUUUUCCGACCCGAUAACUUCAUAUUCGGACAGAGUGGUGCCGGUAACAACUGGGCGAAGGGUCACUACACGGAAGGAGCUGAACUGGUGGACUCUGUAUUAGAUGUUGUGAGGAAGGAAUGUGAAAACUGCGAUUGCCUCCAAGGAUUCCAGCUGACGCACUCUCUGGGUGGAGGCACUGGCUCUGGCAUGGGCACUCUACUCAUCAGUAAAGUCAGGGAGGAGUACCCAGAUCAACUAGCCACUCCAACCUACGGAGACCUUAACCACCUUGUCAGUGCCACCAUGAGCGGGGUCACCACUUCCCUAAGGUUCCCUGGACAACUCAAUGCCGAUCUGCGUAAACUGGCAGUCAACAUGGUACCCUUCCCACGUCUCCAUUUCUUCAUGCCUGGUUUUGCCCCCCUGACUGCCCGUCAAAUGUUUGACGCCAAGAAUAUGAUGGCAGCCUGUGACCCGCGCCACGGACGGUACCUGACAGUGGCUACCGUCUUCCAAGUUGCCGUGUGUGACAUUCCACCUCGUGGUCUCAAGAUGUCCUCCACAUUCAUCGGCAACAGCACCGCCAUACAAGAGCUUUUCAAACGCAUCUCCGAGCAGUUCACUGCCAUGUUCCGACGCAAAGCUUUCUUGCAUUGGUACACCCGGAGAGGGUAUGGACGAAAUGGAGUUCACAGAAGCCGAAAGCAAUAUGAAUGA
Staurois parvus is the source of this 947-nucleotide messenger RNA. NCBI's taxonomy places the organism in Eukaryota, Metazoa, Chordata, Amphibia, Anura, Ranidae. The record is from the annotation of a GenBank genome assembly.